Messenger RNA from Necator americanus (New World hookworm), 264 nucleotides. RefSeq lists its product as uncharacterized. The transcript has 3 exons. The record is from RefSeq and is a predicted model, not a curated record. Bases 1 to 264 code for a protein of 87 amino acids. NCBI's taxonomy places the organism in Eukaryota, Metazoa, Nematoda, Chromadorea, Rhabditida, Ancylostomatidae.
AUGAUGACAUUCAUAAUAGCUCUUACUGUGGUCGCUGUUCUAGCUGCCGAUGAUUCUUCGUCAGUAGAAGAUUGUCUGGACUCGAAUAAUGUUGCUGAUUUUCCAGCUACAGCUAAGCUCGUACAAUGUAGCAAACAAGGAUCUGCUUCAGUCAUCACUAAAUGUGUAAUACAACUAUUAGACAGCAUUCCAGCAGAUCAAUACGACAGGGAAAGCAAUGAAUCGAAUGUGGUCGAAGCCGCCCUUUGUAUCUCGAAGCUUUAA